GACGGGGAUGCAUCUAAGGCACUUCUUAAUUCGUUCAAUGGAAAAUUAGUUUUCCUGCACGCACACACCCUGAACUUCGUGCUUAACAAUUCACCUAUAAUUAUGGCAGUUAUGUGGAUUUGUACAAACAAAACACUAGCAGAUUUGCUAAUGACAUCAGAUAUAUGGUUCCCAAUAUGCGCAGGGUUGUACUUAGCUGUGAUCGGCUUGGCUCCAAGUUACAAACAACCUAUGAUGACAGUGUGUGCUCCAGUUUGUGCCAGGGCGUAGACCAGAUAUCCGUUGAUGCGUCGUGUGGGGGGUUCCCAUUUGCGCUGAGCACGGAUUACUUGCCUGGGAUAACUCGCAUCAAAAAAUGUAAUGGCAUAAAUGGUGAUGAGGCGAUUGGUCUAGUUCAAGAUGAGAUCGUUCAUGCAACAGUGUAUCCGCUGGGGUUUAAUAUAUACCACUGUUUCUUUCGGUUUUCCGGUCUCAGCUAUACCCAAUCUGGGACAAGUUGCACUCUUUCCAAACCUCAGGUGCUUUGCACAUCUAAGCGGUUUUACCAUUAUGAUGACAUUUUGCUUAAAGGCAACUUUGGCACACUUGAAUACUUGUCUUUAUCUCUGAGCCCGGAUCUCGUCAGAAAUCUUGAAGAGCGUCGCACAUUUACCAACUCUCAUCCAAGGCUCCGCCACCUUCAACUUUAUAAUCGUUAUAACUCUAGCCAUUAUGCGUCCAAUGACGCAGCAACAUGCUUUGCACUUAAAAUCAUCAGCUCAGCACAAACCUCAUUGAGCACAUUGGAGCUACACAGCUGUUUUAAUGUAAGUGCAUUCAUUGCUGGUGUUCGGUCAGACACAUGGCCCAGUAGAAUCCAGUCGCUCAGUAUGCCCGAGAUACACCUCGACUUUUCUGACAUGGUGCAGUUGCUCAAGAAUUUGCCUGCUUUGAAGACGCUCCACAGUAAUAUUGGCAAGCCCAAAGUUGAUAAAAUUCUGACAUUGCUGAUGGAUGCAUAUUUUAGUGACCCCACCUUUUCUUAUGAGAGAGCUGUUUUGCUGGUCGCACUGAUAUGCCCUUACUUCGGCAUAGCAACCUUGAAUUAUAGGGAUUGGAGUCAAGAAGACACACAAUUGUUGAUUGAGUCUGAGGAGUUCAGACAGCAUGCCGAUCGUCUGAGGCAGGUCAAGUUUUGCGUUGAUUGUGACAUUUGAAUUUACUGACAAGCCUUCAUUUAAUUU
Kickxella alabastrina is the source of this 1223-nucleotide messenger RNA. RefSeq lists its product as uncharacterized. The transcript has 5 exons. Bases 165 to 1196 code for a protein of 343 amino acids. NCBI's taxonomy places the organism in Eukaryota, Fungi, Kickxellomycota, Kickxellomycetes, Kickxellales, Kickxellaceae. The record is from RefSeq and is a predicted model, not a curated record.